Messenger RNA from Penicillium lagena, 234 nucleotides. RefSeq lists its product as uncharacterized. The coding region runs from base 1 to 234 and encodes 77 amino acids. NCBI's taxonomy places the organism in Eukaryota, Fungi, Ascomycota, Eurotiomycetes, Eurotiales, Aspergillaceae. The record is from RefSeq and is a predicted model, not a curated record. The transcript has 3 exons.
AUGCCAGAAGACGACCUCUCCAGCGUUGAUAUUGCCCAAACGCUUGCAGACCUUGCCCGGGGCGAAAUGACCGCGUCCGCUCUCGAGAGCCACCUCAACGAACUAGAAGGCAAGGUCGAGGAACUCCUAGCAGGAUUCGAACGCCACGACCCGAGCACCGACAACCCCGAAUCCAAGGCAGGAGACCACAGUACCAAACAAGAACCCAAAAAUGACUCAACGAGUGCCAAAUAA